AUGCGACCUUUUCUAUUGGGUGGCCCGCCAUAUUGCUGUUCAAGAGAUGUCCAGUGCUACAAAAACACCGGCGGAGACACAAGCGGACAUCAGCGUUUCACCUCCACAUAAGAAGCAGCGUACGGACGCCUUCGGUGACGCAGAAUCCAAGACCGCACCCGCCGCCGCCGCCAAGACUUCCGACAACGGUGUCACGACACCAGUCACUGCUGCUGCCGCUGCUAACUCGACGACAAUGGCGAGGAACGGAUCCGCAGCGGAGGGAGACAUCGAUGAGGGAUUGUACUCUCGACAACUCUACGUAUUAGCAUCUAUCGUGUAUCACAGCUACGACCUUUUCUUCCUGAGAGAGGAGGACCUAGGGAAGAACCGGGCCGAGACGUGUCAGCCGAGACUAGCAGAGCUAAACAGCUACGUUCCCGUCACCGCGGAAACGGGCAGCAUCACAGACGACUUCCUGCAACAGUUCCAGGUUAAGAGGUCGGCCCACGUGGCGACCGUCCCCCUGAGUACUACGUACCUGCGCAGAGAGGUCGGCUUGGGUCCCCCUGCGACUACGUACCUGCCCAGAGAGGUCGGCUUGGGCGACAGCGGGAGAGACGUUCACUUGUUCUUCGUCCGCGCGCUCGCAGGUCCGUACACGUUCAGCAUCGGUGACACGUCGUCGUUGUCGGAGUACACGCGUGGAGGAAUCGUGACCCAGGUCAAGAUGCCCGUCACCGUCUCAUUCAAGUCGCUUCGGGAAUCGUUGGCCGCGCCGGAAUUCGUCAUCUCAGACUUUGCGAAGUUUGACCGGCCGGCGCAGCUUCACAUCGGCUUCCAAGCCCUCGACAAGUUCAUGCAGCAGCAUGGCCGGCUGCCCGCCCCUCGCAGCAAGGCCGACGCCGACACGUUCGAACGCGUCGCCGCGGAGACGAACGCGGCGUCGUCUGCACGCGCCGACGAGCUCAGUGGCGCCCUCAUGCGGCAGCUUAGUCACCUGGCGGCGGGCGGGGUGGCGCCCAUGCAGGCGGUGGUGGGAGGGAUCGCGGCGCAGGAGGUUAUGAAGGCGUGCACGAGCAAGUUCAUGCCGAUACGUCAGUGGUUCUACUUCGACGCCGCCGAGUGUCUGCCGGAGGAAGAAGAGGAGGUUCUGACGGAGGAGGCGUGUCGGCCGGUGGUGAUACCUCACAUGACGGAGUCCUACUCGUCAUCCCAGGAUCCCCCGGAGAGGAGCAUUCCCAUCUGUACGCUGAAGAACUUCCCCAACGCUAUCGAACACACGCUGCAGUGGGCGCGGGACAUGUUCGAGGGACUGUUCACGCAGCCUGCAGAGACCGUGCAAGCUUACCUACUGGAUCCCAAGUUCAUGGAGCGGACGAUGAAACAACAGGGCAUGCAACCCAUCGAGACCCUGGAAGUCCUGAAGAGGGCGCUGAUUGACGAUCGGCCGUCAACGUUCGAGGACUGCAUAGCGUGGGCCCGCCUUCAGUUCCAGGAGCACUACUACAACACAAUCACGCAGCUUCUGUACAACUUCCCUCCCGAUCAGACGACGAGCAGUGGCGCCCCCUUCUGGUCAGGUCCCAAGAGGUGCCCUCAUGCGAUCAGGUUUGACAUCAAUAACGCGAUGCACGUGGACUUCGUCGUUGCCGCGGCGCACCUCCACGCUGAGAACUAUCGCAUCAAGGGAUGGAGGGACCGCGCUGCCGUCGCCGCCGCCGCCGCGCGCCUGAGCGUGAAAGAGUUCGUGCCUCGAUCCGGUGUCAAGAUAGCUGUCACGGACACGGAGGCACAGUCACAGAACAUGGGGGCGGUCGAGCCAGGCACUGCGGAACGAAUCAUCCGCGCUACGCGCACGACGACGCUCACUUGUACCGUCUCGUCUGGCCUAGCGCUGUAUAAGCUGGCGCAGGGCCACAAGAAGCUGGAGCUGUAUAAGAAUGGCUUCAUGAACCUCGCUCUCCCAUUCUUCGCCUUCUCUGAGCCGAUCUCAGCGCCGAAACAGAAGUACUACGACACAGAGUUCUCCCUGUGGGACAGGUUCGACAUCGACGGUGAACUCACGCUCAAGGAGUUCCUCGACUACUUCCAGGAUAAGUACAACCUGGAGAUCACCAUGUUAUCGCAGGGAGUCUGUAUGCUCUACUCGUUCUUCAUGGCACCGGCGAAACGCAAGGAGCGGCUAGGACUGCACAUGUCAGAGGUCGUGAAGAAGGUGAGCCACAAGCGCAUAGAGCCGCACGUCUGCGCUCUUGUCUUCGAGCUCUGCUGUAACGAUGCUGACGGUGAGGACGUCGAGGUCCCCUACGUGCGCUACGUGCUCCCGAAGGUUGGAUGCAAGCCGCGCAGCGGCAGCCGCCCCUUGGUUUGGCGCGGCGGUGGCCGCCCCUUCGCAGACGCGCGAACGGGCGAGGAUGCUGCGCGUUAGUUGUCGACGGAGGAGGCCGCUCGUAACCGCGGCGACGGCGGAGGCGCUCGUAACACCGCGGCGACCGGAAGGACGGCCGCUCUAACCGGC
Molecule: messenger RNA, 2500 nt
Organism: Priapulus caudatus
Lineage: Eukaryota; Metazoa; Priapulida; Priapulimorpha; Priapulimorphida; Priapulidae
Product: ubiquitin-like modifier-activating enzyme 1 Y
Exons: 18
Coding region: 47-2410 (787 amino acids)
Biological process (GO): protein ubiquitination; DNA damage response; ubiquitin-dependent protein catabolic process
Cellular component (GO): cytoplasm; nucleus
Molecular function (GO): ubiquitin activating enzyme activity
Source: RefSeq, a predicted model, not a curated record